CAGUCCUUGCAGCAUCUGAGCGUGUUUUCAUCCUCGCUGCCCCACAGACCUCUGGGAAGAGCCAAGUCAUCCCCUGCAACCGCUGUCAACCCCAUCAAACACCUCUUCACCACCGGGUUGGUGUAUGACAGCCUGAUGCUGAAACAUCAAUGUGUGUGUGGCAAUGCUCACAUUCACCCAGAGCAUGCUGGGAGAGUCCAAAGCAUCUGGUCCAGACUGCAGGAAACAGGCUUACUGAGCCGCUGUGAGAGGAUUCGUGGGAGAAAAGCAUCUCUAGAUGAAAUCCAGUCGGUCCAUUCAGAGUUCCACACUCUGCUGUAUGGAACCAGCCCACUCAAUCGGCACAAACUGGACCACAAGAAGCUUCUGGGUCCUAUCAGUCAGAAGAUGUAUGCUGUUCUGCCCUGCGGAGGAAUAGGGGUGGACAGUGACACUGUGUGGAACGAAAUGCACUCAUCAGCAGCAGUUCGCAUGGCAGUGGGCUCAGUUAUUGAGCUGGCCUUUAAGGUGGCUGCAGGAGAGCUGAAGAACGGCUUUGCAGUUGUGCGUCCACCUGGUCACCAUGCAGAGGAAUCCACAGCCAUGGGCUUUUGCUUCUUCAACUCAGUAGCCAUCACUGCAAAGCUGCUGCAACAGAAGCUUGGAGUGGGGAAGAUCCUCAUUGUGGACUGGGACAUUCACCAUGGCAACGGUACCCAGCAGGCCUUCUACAACGAUCCCAAUGUGCUCUACAUAUCUCUGCAUCGGUACGAUGAUGGAAACUUCUUUCCUGGCAGUGGAGCACCAGAGGAGGUGGGCUCAGGCGCAGGAGUUGGCUUAAAUGUAAAUAUAGCAUGGACUGGAGGAGUAGAGCCUCCUAUGGGUGAUGUGGAAUACCUCACUGCUUUCAGGAGUGUGGUAAUGCCCAUUGCCCAGCAGUUCAGUCCAGAUGUGGUCCUGGUGUCUGCAGGCUUUGAUGCAGUGGAAGGUCAUCAGUCUCCUUUGGGUGGCUACAAUGUUUCUGCACAAUGUUUUGGUAAGCUAACACAGCUGCUGAUGGGACUGGCAGGUGGGCGGAUUGUAAUGGCGCUCGAGGGCGGCCAUGACCUAACUGCUAUCUGUGACGCAUCAGAGGCCUGCGUCUCUGCCCUCCUGGGAGAUCUGUGGCCUCAGGAAAAGCCAUGUCCAAAAGCCUGCGCCUCCCUGGAAAGAGUCAUAGACAUCCAGAGUAAGCACUGGCCUUGUCUCCAGAGUCUGUCUCAGACCAGUAGCCCCUUGCUCCUGGCAGGGUCCCCUGUGGCCCCGGGCCAGUCUGAGAGGGACGAGGCUGAAACACUCAGCGCCAUGGCCUCGCUAAGUGUUGAUGUGGACCAGCCAGGCUCUGUUCCUGAAAACAGAGAAUUUAACAGGUCUACAGAGGAGCCAAUGGAGGAAGAGCCUGUGUUGUAAAGAGGAACUGACCUAAAGCACCCAAAAACACCUUCACGUCCUUCUAGCACCUUCUUGUCCUCCUGUUCCUGCUCCUCCACAGAGUGUGUAUGUACACCAACACACACACAUAUACGCAUACGCAGUGUGGAACUGAAUUGUUGCGGAGGUCUCAGAUUGGCUGAGAACAUCGAAGUAAGGCAGGAAAAGGCAAGUCCUGUACAAAACAGGGGCGCCUCUCUUUUCUUCUGGUUCAUCCAUCCAAGGAUUCGCAGACGACUUGUUCGCAUCUUCAUGGAAACCAAAGACGAGGAGCGUCAGCAAGGUUGCAAUUUCUGUACACUACCUGUAUACAGCAUCGCUGAACCUUGUCCAGUCGUUCUUCUUUUAUAUUUCCUACCUACUCCUCUGAUUCCACUGAGGGACUUUUACUGUGGAAAUAAAAAACUUUUAUCUGGUCAAAAUGUCCGACAACAAGCUGACGACUUGUCUUCUUGUGUCUGUCAGAGAAAACGAGUAGUCGCUUGUUGGAAGGGUAACCCGUUUUACAAGGAGCGGGAGAGCAAGAACUCUAGGUGCCUUUUUUUCUGUCUAACACAAACUAUUCAAUCAGAAUCCACACAUCACUGCCAGUGCACCUCAGCCAACCAAGCAGCCCACAGAGGACUGAAGAACCGGCCAGAUAGCGCACAUACACUGCUGUUGUUUCAGUUGCUCGGUGUAUAUUUGUUCCAUCAUCUGAAUGCCUUAGUUUUUCUUUUUUUGUGUGACAAAGAUGGGUAGACGGGAUCAGAAGAGCUCAUAAGCUGUAAUCUUUCCAGGUAUUCCCAAAAUACUUUUUUGGUGUUUCCUAAGAGUUGUACCAGUGGAAAUGUUUGUCAAAAAGCUCAUCUGAGUGUUAUUAUUGAAGUUAAUGUAAUAUAAUGAUACUGAGGAAACAAUCUCAGGAUCAGUUCAUCUACAAAACUAGACAUUAUACUGCAGCCCUUAAAGCUCACUUUGUUGUUUCUGUUGAGUCAUGUGACCUGAGUCCCACCCCUUUCUGUCCUCCAAAAAGAAUUUUAUAUUGUGGCACUUUUUAAAAUACCACAAUUACCACCCUUUCUUUACUUUUCAUUUUGAGUGUAAUAUUUGCCUUUGGCUGUAAAUACUGUCCACCAUUCAGUUGCGCAUAGCAACAUCACAGCAUCUGUAGUUUGGUUUGUUUUUACAUAUCUGUACAUACAUGUAUGUAUAAAUUACAGAAUACUUUCUCUUUUUGUAUGACAAGCAAAAAUAAUGUGUAAACUGUGUUUUAUUCAAUCAGAUAAGAUUUACGAAUAUACUCUAUUUGAGGAUCUGGUGUUUUAAAAGUUUGGCUAUUUGACAGAAAGUUGGUGCACGGCUUGAUGGCACCCGCUGUCACCGCAGCCUGCUUGUUUGUUUGUUUACAGAUGCCAAGAGAUGAUAGGAUGUUGAAUCUCUUUGGAGGAGAAUGUUGCGCUCAGGUUCCUCUGGCAGGACCACUGCUCUGUACUGCCCUCCUCAGGCAGGCAGCAGCAUCUACACACAGGAGCUGUUCAAAUCAAAGGUCAUGACUGGCUUAGUAGGUGGGUCCAGUGACUGUGGCUUUGUAUUCCAACAGAUCUUCACAGAAUGUUCCUGACUCCCAGACAUGUUGCAUAAAUGAGGGAACGAACGGAUGGUAGCAAUGUUCAGACUUCCUCUCCACAAUAGACAGAAAACUAAUGUGUCCUUCAAAAUAGGGUUUGUAUCAAUAAACUUCUUACAAGCAAUUAGUCCUUUUAAAGUAGAACACACAUCCUCAUUAAUGUCUUCAUUCGUUAGUGCAUGUAUAAAACUUCACACAAGCUUUACAAGUACAGUGAAACAGCUUUUGUGAAAAGGGUCAACAAUAAUGCAAAAGAUAAAGAAUGCAGAGUUUGAUAGCGACUAUUUUAGCUUAUUCCUUAUGUGAAGGCACAAGUAGGUGAAAAAACAGUUAGGACACCAAUCCAUAGUCAGCAGGUUACUUUGGUUUUUAACAUUCUUGUUUGUAAAGAUUUCUGAAGACGUUUUUCAUUAAUUAAUUACUUUAAAUAAUAAAAUUGUUCCAAAUACUGUAUUGACUUGGACCCCAGACUGGUACUAUGGCUUCAGCUGUAACACUCUUCUACGUCUACACUGCUCCAUUCUACAUGAGCUAUCAUGUAACCAGUUUGAGUAAAAAUACCACAGUAUCACUGUUAUGAUAACUACACAAAACGAUUGAACAAAAAUAUUUAACUUGAUCUCAUUCCCUUUAUAAAAGGGAAUGAGAUCAAGUUAAACAGCUUUUGCUGUUUGAUUAUAGAAUAACACAAGCAUAACAAGUUCAUAUCAUCUGGUUAAUCUGCUCAUGUAACCAGUCUGCAAUGGGUUGCUUCAGUAAUAUUCUUCAGGAGUAGGUGCAGUUUCAAGACAGCAUUAGCUUGAAUGCUCUUGACAUGCCUUGCCAGCUUGGCUAGCUACUGGGACAUUUUGGACGAAUUUUUGUCCAUCUUCGUGCAGAAUCUCUGCUCAGAGGCAGAGUUUUCAUCAGCCUCACAGUUUGACUGUACACAUUCAGAAAAGAGCAGUGGUGGUGGUGCUAGUUUCCACACAACUUCCUCAUGAGAGCAGAAAUGAUUUUAAACAGCUGAAUAUGUCUUUGUUGUAAGCAGGGGGAACAGUGUAUUUGUCUUCUUACAGCAAACUCCUGUAAGUUUGCUGUACCACAGCCUCUAAGAAGGAUUAGAGACUGUGGUACACUGUACCACAAACAAACUGAUUUCUCUGCCACUUUCACUGGCCUCUCAUUAAAAGGACUUUAAACUAUCAGAAUAGUUUGGAAACAUGUUAACUUUCUAAAAACCUUAAUUUGAGUUUGUGCCUCAUUCAGUGUGUUUUGCACAUGUACGAGUGGCUCAGCUGCCAGAUGAUGUUAAAAUAAUCAUGACAAACCAUUAUUGCUUAUUUCAGGUCAAAAAGAAGGUCAACAUUGUGUUGAACGUUGACCUUCAACAUGCUAACUUUAGUAGUUAGCAUGUUGGUUACAUGCUAACUACUAAACAUGUCCUUCCUUGGAUCAAACUAUUAUUUAAACAUACCAGUUUUUGUUUGUAACUUGAAAUGAGUAACUUCAUAAACUGACAAACCCCAUCAUCUCCUGAAGUUACAAAACCUUAGAGCUGGACCUAUCCAUUAAUCAGUGCUGUAAAAACAUUAUAUAGAGACAUAGAGAAGCUCACAUUAAGUCACUUAACGAGGCAUGCUGCAAUAGACACUUCUACCUUUGGGUAACAUCCAUUUAGCAAUAUCAGACCAACAGAAUAUUUACUCUUUUGUAGAUAUUUAGAUAUUGAAGACUUUAGUUGAGUGUGUUGCUUUGACAAAUGAACAACAGUCUCUGAGGCUGCAUGUAGCACAUCUGCCUAGAAAAUUCCCAAACAACUGAAAGGUUUUGAUAAUCAUUCUUAAUCCCAUUGGCAGCUCAAAAGCAAAAUUAACUUUACAUUUGUGAACUUUACAGUUGAUUGAUGAGAGGCAGCAGAUUGAGACCUCAAACACAAUUAAGAGUGUAGAAGGCUAACAGUCAGAUGGAGCAUUGUUGCAGCAAAUUAUUGCAAUUCAACAACUUAAAACACUCAAAUACCAAUAAUCAUCCAUUUGUGAAAAACUGACAUGUGAUGGGGAAGGAAGAUUAACUUAAACUCACAACUUCCCUAUUGCAAGGCGACUGCUUUUCCCACUGAGAAAUCACCCUAUACAGUAUGUAUUACCAAGUUAAACUGUUAGCUCAGUCAAAAAACAUCCAUUUGACGGUGCAAAGUGCUAUUGCCAGCUGUUUGAGCGGGAUCAUUUCUGUAUAAGACCUGGAAAAGGACUGGAACAUAUUUGAGCUCUCUGCACAAAUGACACAAAAUCCAGAGCUUGAUAUUAUUCUUAGCAGACUUUGACUGACUGACUGACGUAGCUGGCAGCCUCAGCUAUGACAACUAGAAGACAGGAACAAGCUUUCUGGUCUCUAUUAAAAGAGCACAUACCCAGCAUUGUGUCCAACAGAUGGAAACAUCUUCAGUUUGAGUGGUUUUGAAGUGUCUGUCUGGGUAAAGAUUUCCUUCAAGUUUCUACAACCUCACUGUGACCUCUGGCCGGCCCAGGUAAGAGAAGUGUCACUGAUAACUUCACAAAACCUCACUUCAAAAGUUACAAGCUAUUCCUUUAACAGUGAUGUGGAUGAGCAAGCAGCAAUUAUCACCACAUUGUGUUGAGCCCUCCCAUGUCUCCUGACGUCAAAAGCUUUUAUAUGCCAAAUGUGACAUUUUCUGAGAAUUUGCUUACACUUUAUGGCUGUUUAGGAAACUGCAGUGUAAAAGUUUUAAAAUACAUCAUUUCCAGGUAUGCUGUCACCACAACCUGAGACAUUUCUAUGAACUGUUGCAAGUGGAAACCAACACUUUUCACAUGUAUUUAUUGUUUUAACCUAAUAGUGUAUUAUGAUAUUAGUUCACUGAGACCAAAACUCAAAACUCCACUAAACCUAAAUGUGGUGAUGGUUGCCACACACUGUCUACGCACAUGUUGUCUCUCAGCUCACAUUUCUUUCUGACAAACAGAAUCCAGAGAAAAAGCGGAUCGACUGAAAGAAGUGUUUAAUGUGAAGAUGUUUCGCAGCUUUAAUGUUGCUAUACACACUGACUCUUUUGCUACUUCAAUUGAUCCUGUAUAUUUCUUCACGUUUGAGCCCGUGGUGUAGCUGUUGUGUCCUGUGAAGCCCGUGUUGGGGGGGGGGUUACUUUGGAUGCCCAGGCUUUGGGUAGGGAGCUUCAUUCUCUGCCUCUUCUCUCCCAGUUUCUGGGGAGGAAGACAUUCUCUCUGUUUGCUUUCUUUCUUCAGGGUUACCACUGAAGAGUUUUCAGAAGACAGCAUUUAUUUUUGUUGUUGCUGUUGUUGGAACUUAUCACAAACACAUUCCUGAAUUAUCUCCAUCCAUGGUGUCAUUUUUCUUUUGCAGAUUGCUGUUGGCAACAGUCAUGUCUAGUUCUCUCUGACUCACGUGUAAAUAAAGUUCAUAUUUGUGUACACAUGUGCAAUACACGCUACUCAAGCAAUCUGUUACUGUGACAAAUAUUGAGAAAUGCUACUUUUUGAAGUUUCAAUCUAUUUUUGCUCCUUGUCCUGAUGAAGGAUUAUGUUGCAAGAUCUUUAAAAAAGGGAAAGUAACUAUUGUGAUUCUUCACACUCAGUUUAAAUUCAGGGGCUUGCUGACAUUUUAAUGAAGCCCUUUUGUUUUUAAAACACUCACUGUACCGUUGUGAUGAUCUUUCUUUUUUUUAUUAAUAUUUUAAAGUGGGCUUGUUAAGUUUGUCUGGAAACUCAAUAAAGCAAUUCACGGACCGUU
Messenger RNA from Poecilia latipinna (sailfin molly), 6808 nucleotides. Its product is annotated as histone deacetylase 5-like. Gene Ontology annotation, cellular component: histone deacetylase complex. NCBI's taxonomy places the organism in Eukaryota, Metazoa, Chordata, Actinopteri, Cyprinodontiformes, Poeciliidae. The record is from RefSeq and is a predicted model, not a curated record. The transcript is spliced from 14 exons. The annotation marks the transcript as partial. Gene Ontology annotation, biological process: epigenetic regulation of gene expression. Gene Ontology annotation, molecular function: histone deacetylase activity.